GCAGUACCGGUAUAAAAGAGACGAGAGGAGAACAAACGGCACAAAGACGCAAAGUAAGACAGCAGAAAAGAAGGACGUGAGAAAGUCAGCAUCAGCAGCAAAUAACAAUGGCAGACACAGCAGUUGCGACCCCCGCCGACAAGAAGGCUCCCCCCAAGUUCAAGCAGAGGACCACUCGCACGUUCAAGAGCAAGGCCCCUAAGCCAGGCCAGAAGGGAUUCGGAGACGACAUUCCCGGCAUGGAGGGCCUGGGCACGGACAUCACGGUGGUCUGUCCUUGGGAGGCCUUUGGUGACAUGGAGCUCAGUGAUCUGGCUAAAUACGGAAUUGUUUAGAAGGCCUCCUCCACCGAUGUCAUUCCUUUCUGCUCUGAUUUACCUCAAACCUGUUCUCCACUUGACCCCCCAUCCAUUACCAAACUACCUCAUGUCAUCUUAGGCAAAUGUCAUCUUGAAAAACUUUGUGUAGCCCACACUAAUACAAAUGUACCAUAUACUACUGUAUAUCAUACAUACAGUACAUAUACCGAAAUACUACAGUUGUAUGUGACACCCCCCUCCCUCGUCACUUUGCACUUUUAGAUGCAUCUUUAAUGUCCUUUAAUGUGUCUAUUAGCACUUCUAUCACCAUUGCCUCCUGUACCCACUUUCCUUUUCCUGCCUUUAUUGCUCCACGGCACCACCCCUUCUUUUGAGCUAUGAUUUAUGUAUUGUACAGAUGUAUAUUUAUUUUCAUGAGCUACUUCAUACGAGUGUCAGCCUGCAUGACACAAUAGCAAUGGCAGCCAUGCACAGUCAUUAAAGACCUGUUCCCAGA
This is a messenger RNA of Doryrhamphus excisus (bluestripe pipefish), 816 nucleotides long. RefSeq names its product phosphodiesterase 6H, cGMP-specific, cone, gamma, paralog a (gene pde6ha). Gene Ontology annotation, cellular component: photoreceptor outer segment membrane. Gene Ontology annotation, biological process: positive regulation of epidermal growth factor receptor signaling pathway; positive regulation of G protein-coupled receptor signaling pathway; visual perception. NCBI's taxonomy places the organism in Eukaryota, Metazoa, Chordata, Actinopteri, Syngnathiformes, Syngnathidae. The record is from RefSeq and is a predicted model, not a curated record. Gene Ontology annotation, molecular function: cGMP binding; 3',5'-cyclic-nucleotide phosphodiesterase activity.